This is a messenger RNA of Trichoderma harzianum CBS 226.95, 881 nucleotides long. RefSeq lists its product as hypothetical. NCBI's taxonomy places the organism in Eukaryota, Fungi, Ascomycota, Sordariomycetes, Hypocreales, Hypocreaceae. The transcript has a single exon. The record is from RefSeq and is a predicted model, not a curated record. The coding region runs from base 471 to 857 and encodes 128 amino acids.
UCCUGCUGAGAUGACGCGGGCAAGGUCGUGGAAGUUGAGAGGUCCGGCGAUCUUGAUUUCGGAUCCCGGAGAGACUGCUAGGGCGUUAGUCUUGUGUAAAGGGUCCGGGCCGUCGUCGCGGGACAAGAGCAACGGGAGACACAUGACGGAGCUUUGCGCGGCCGGUAGGAAGAAACAUACUCCUCAUAUCCUCCAACGUCGAGUUACACGUGAGAUUGAACCCCAUUUUGGCGGAUUACAGCGUCAAGACGCAAACAGUCGGUGUUUUUGGUUUGUUUUGUGAGCCCACAGGGGGGCAAUAACCAGCUUGUUUGCCAGCAAAUUGCGCGCGGGCAACUCGACGCCCUGACCAGAUGGAUUGGUUGGUCGCUCGCUGUCCGCAGCAGUCGUGGUCUAUCGAGGCGUGAUUGUUCGAUGCUCCUAGGUCUAGGUCUAAACUAUGUUUGUGUCGUCAAGUCGUGAUUUCAGUUAUGAGUCGUCGUCGCCGCCAGCGAAAAUCCCCUUUUCUCCCUGCGCUUCUCGAUGCGCCCUCUUCUAUUUCUCGGUCGCGAGUCGGCGGAAACUCCGGAGCUGUUUUGGGUUUGAUUCGAUUCGGAUCCAGCCUGGGUCGAGAAUUCUACGGGUCCACGGGGGGUGAGGAAGAAAGGGAGGGACCUGGAGAGAUUCUUGCGGUUUGGAAUGCUGCCAGACAAGAGAUGAGAUGGAAGCGAGCGCCUUGUUUGUCGCGCUCCCUGGCAGCGAAGACGAAGAAAGGAUGGAACGAGUGGAAGACAAGACCAAAGGCAGAAAGGAAUGAAAAAGGAAUGUCGCGGUGGAUAGAAGAAGAACGAGAGCGAUCGCCUGGGCUAAAGAAAUAAGAAAGCAGACAAAGUGCGCAGGGC